AUGGGUACCAUGAUUCAGAGGUUGACCAAAUUGGAACACCUUGAUCUUAGCUGGUUGAAUGUGUCCGCUCCAUUUCUUGAAGCUAUUGCAAAUUUAUCUUCCUUGACGUCGCUUGUACUCAAAGGUUGCAACUUGCAAGGAACAAUCCCAACAGCCAUCUUUGAGCUACCAAGGGAACUUCUUAAUUUGUGUUUCAAUUCAGAGCUAUCAGGGGAGCCUGAAGUUGGUGACCAGUUUCUCAAACUACGAAUUGUCGAUCUAUCCAUGAACAACUUCUCAAGUAGCCUUCCAUAUGAAUACUUUAAUAUCUGGAGUGCCAUGAAAGUCCACGAUUCAUAUGAUGGAUACUACUAUGGAGUUUCUGAGAUCACUUACAACCCAAUCUUCCUACAUGGGGAGGAGCGUCUGAGAGAUGAUGAUCAGGUAAGGUAUCACUACUCCAUGACAAUAAUCAACAAAAGCAUUGGGCUGGAGUAUGAAAAAAUAUUGGGAUACCUAAAUGUAAUUGAUAUUUCAAGCAACAACUUUAUUGGGGAAAUCCCGAAUUCUAUUGGAAGUUUAAUUGAACUUCGUCUACUCAAUAUCUCCAACAAUUAUCUUACUAGCCCCAUCCCUUCGUCUCUGGCGAAUUUGAUCAAACUAGAAUCUUUCAACCUUUCAAGCAAUAAGCUCUCGGGAAUGAUUCCUCUAGCUCUAACCCACCUUAUUUUCCUUGCUUUCUUCAAUGUGUUGGACAACCAUCUUUCUGGGCCCAUACCUCAGGCGAACCAGUUCACUACAUUCGAGAAUAACUCUUAUGGAGGGAACUUCGGACUGUGCGGAGGUCCUCUAACAAAGAAAUGCAGAAAUCCUGUUGAAACACCCUUUGCACCGCCAUCUAGUGCAUUCGCUGAAGAGGACUCGAGAACGUGGUUCGAAGAACUUGACUGGAAAAUUGUCUUGAUAGGUUUUGGAGGCGGGCUGGUCAUCGAUGUGGUUAUGGGGCUGACCACAACUUCCAGAAUUGAGCGAUGGUUCCUGAGGUUUUAUAGAGGAAUGCAAGGAAGACCGAUGCAUCAAAUAAGGUUUGUGUGA
Eucalyptus grandis is the source of this 1074-nucleotide messenger RNA. Its product is annotated as receptor-like protein 34. Gene Ontology annotation, molecular function: protein binding. The transcript has 2 exons. The record is from RefSeq and is a predicted model, not a curated record. The coding region runs from base 1 to 1074 and encodes 357 amino acids. NCBI's taxonomy places the organism in Eukaryota, Viridiplantae, Streptophyta, Magnoliopsida, Myrtales, Myrtaceae.